GCUCUGGUCUCGACUCUGAUCUCGACUCUGAUCUCGACUCUGAUCUCGACUCUGAUCUGCAGAUCGUCCGUCUCGCCUGCGUCUCGCUAUACCCAUGCCCGAGCGAUCGAUCGCAACCUUGGAUCUCCCAGCCGCCGUCCGCACCCGUCUGCUGCGGGCUGGAUUUCGAAGCAAGCAUCAUCUGGUUUCCCUCUCGGCCGCUCAGCUGGCCAAAGAAACCGGGAUAUCCUUGGAUGAGUCGACCCGGAUCCUGCAGCGGCUGCAGCCGCCUUUCGAUCUCGAUGCUGCCGCCAAGAGCAUUCAGCCAUCUUCCCUUGCUUCUCGAUCCGCUCGCGCCGCCAUUUCGACAUCGUCUGUCGAUCUGGACCGGAUCCUCCGCGGCGGAAUCCCAGUCGGCCAAGUGACCGAGAUAUCCGGCUCCUUUGGCAUCGGCAAGACACAGAUCGGCAUGCAGCUUUGCGUCAAUGCCCGCAUACCUGUCGAGUGCGGUGGCCCGGGAGGCGAGGCCGUUUACAUAGAUACGGAGGGAAGCUUUGCGCCUGAGCGCAUCGCCGACAUGGUUCUGCACACCACUGAGCAGCUUCAACGCCAGUACUCGUUGCCGGCGCAUCGGCUGUCUCUGCAGACCUUCUUGUCAGGGAUACACAUCUUUAGGGCCCACGACUCUGAUCGGCAGCUCGAGAUCCUCCAGCACCUCGACCAGUUCUGCGCCGAUCGCAAUGUCUCUCUGGUUGUCCUUGACAGCGUGGCAUACCAUUUCCGCCAGGGGUCGACGGACACAAGGCAUCGGUCACGGAUGCUGCAUCUCAUGUCGCAGAGCAUGAUGCGGACCGCCAACAAGCACCAUCUCGCGAUCGUUGCGAUGAACCAAGUAACCACAGCCAUUUCUCCGAACGAUCCAGAGCGAACGACGCUGGUGCCCUCGCUGGGAGAGUCGUGGACGCAUCUCGUAACCAACCGGAUCAUCGUUGCAUGGCGUGGCGGCCAGAGAAUGGCCACCGUCGCCAAGUCGCCUUUCCUCGACAGGGCCUCGGGCUGGUUCGACGUCAAGGUACCGCAGCCGGUGUUGCUGCUGCUGCCGAUCCUGCAUCUGGCUCGUGCCCCUGCAAAACACUAAUCCUGCUGUUAUUUGCUGCUGCCGUCCCACAACAUCCGUUCCGCCGCCUCCAUUACUGUCGCGACAAAGCCCUCUGGCAUCGGCGACAUCGACACCCUCUCCCGCACCUCGGCCGUGCCGCAGAAGCGGCCAUUCGACAUGAUGGCCCAGCCCUGAUCGCCGCCCCGCAAUACACUCUGCAGCCGCCCCCGUCUCUGUCUGGAUCUCGCCGUGCGUCGGAUCUGUCGCUUGCUUGCUUGCCAACGGCGCUACUUGCGUCUUUUCUCCCCGCUCGUUCCCGCCCUUUGCCGGCUCCAACACGUCCUUGUUCGCUUUCAGUGCCACUCUGUUUGGAUUGCUCGAU
Polychytrium aggregatum is the source of this 1460-nucleotide messenger RNA. RefSeq names its product P-loop containing nucleoside triphosphate hydrolase protein. NCBI's taxonomy places the organism in Eukaryota, Fungi, Chytridiomycota, Chytridiomycetes, Polychytriales. The record is from RefSeq and is a predicted model, not a curated record. Gene Ontology annotation, molecular function: crossover junction DNA endonuclease activity; four-way junction DNA binding; ATP-dependent DNA damage sensor activity. Gene Ontology annotation, biological process: reciprocal meiotic recombination; DNA repair; meiotic DNA recombinase assembly. Bases 95 to 1117 code for a protein of 340 amino acids. The transcript is spliced from 10 exons. Gene Ontology annotation, cellular component: Rad51C-XRCC3 complex; Rad51B-Rad51C-Rad51D-XRCC2 complex; replication fork.